CUCCCCUCCCUCGGGCCCAGGCUCCUGUCGCCGCCGCCGCGCCCUGCCCCGGGCCCGGCUGCCCUCCGCCUCCGUUGCCCUCGCAUCGCCCGCUCGCCGUCGGCCGGCCGGCCGGAGGGAGGGAGGGAGCGAGCGAGCAAGCAUGCAGAGGGCCGCGUUCUUCAGCGGCGGCGAUGCGCAGAUGGCCGCCGGGGACCUGGGCGAGCUGCUCGUCCCCUACAUGCCCACGAUCCGGGUGCCCAAGUCAGGGGACCGGGUCUACAAGACGGAGUGUGCCUUCUCCUACGACUCGCCUGAAUCAGAAGGAGGUCUCUAUGUGUGCAUGAACACGUUUCUGGGAUUUGGAAGGGAACACAUUGAAAGGCAUUACCGGAAAACAGGACAGUGUGUGUAUUUGCAUCUGAAACGACAUGUGAUAGAGAAGGUACCAGGGGCAUCUGGUGGAGCUUUACCAAAAAGGAGGAAUGCUAAGCUAUUUUUAGAUGUAGAGACAAACAGUGAUCUCAACAAUGAUGACUUUGAAUAUGAAGAUGAAGCAAAACUCGUUAUAUUUCCUGAUCACUAUGAAAUCUUAUUACCCAAUAUAGAAGAGUUACCAGCACUGGUGACAAUAGCUUGUGAUGCUCUCCUCAGUGCAAAAUCACCCUACAGGAAGCAGGACCCUGACUCCUGGGAAGAAGAGCUACAGGCAUCUAAACAUGCCAAAACACUUGUACAGUUAGACAAUGGUGUUAGAAUUCCCCCCAGUGGUUGGAAAUGCUCAAAAUGUGACCUGCGGGAGAAUCUGUGGCUAAACCUGACAGAUGGUUCUGUGCUAUGUGGAAAGUGGUUCUUUGAUGGCAGUGGGGGGAACGGGCAUGCAAUGGAGCACUACAAGGAGACGGGUUAUCCUCUGGCAGUGAAGUUGGGAACCAUCACUCCUGAUGGAGCAGAUGUCUAUUCCUUUGAUGAAGAGGAGCCGGUUUUAGAUCCGCAUAUAGCAAAACAUUUGGCACACUUUGGAAUUGAUAUGCUGCAGAUGCAAGUGACAGAGAAUGGGCUAAGAGAUAAUGAUAUAAAACCAAGAGUCUCUGAAUGGGAAGUGAUUCAGGAAGCUGGCGUGAAACUCAAGCCCAUGUAUGGCCCAGGAUACACCGGCAUGAAGAACCUGGGAAAUAGCUGCUACCUCAAUGCUGUCAUGCAAGCCAUUUUCAGCAUCCCAGAGUUCCAGCGAGCGUAUGUGGGAAACCUUCCACGAAUAUUUGACUACUCUCCUCUUGAUCCAACACAAGAUUUCAACACUCAGAUGGCUAAAUUGGGACACGGCCUCCUUUCAGGCCAGUACUCUAAGCCACCCAUGAAAUCUGAGCUUAUUGAGCAGGUGAUGAAAGAAGAACACAAGCCUCAACACAAUGGAAUAUCUCCCCGAAUGUUUAAGGCUUUUAUAAGUAAAGGCCAUCCAGAAUUUUCCUCUAAUAGACAACAAGACGCACAGGAAUUUUUCCUACAUCUUAUAAAUCUAGUAGAGAGGAACCCUGUAGGUUCAGAAAAUCCUAGUGAUGUUUUCCGGUUCCUGGUGGAAGAACGCACACAAUGCUGCCAGUCCAGAAAGGUCCGCUACACAGAGAGGGUGGACUAUAUCAUGCAGUUACCUGUUGCCAUGGAGGCAGCAACAAACAAAGAUGAAUUAAUUGCCUAUGAAUUGAAGAGGAGAGAAGCAGAAGCUGCAAGGAGACCUCCACCAGAGCUUGUCCGUGCCAAGAUACCAUUUAGUGCGUGUCUGCAGGCCUUUUCUGAACCAAACAAUGUAGAGGAUUUCUGGAGCAGUGCCCUUCAAGCAAAAUCUGCAGGAGUUAAGACUUCUCGUUUUGCUUCGUUUCCUGAGUAUUUAGUGGUGCAGAUAAAGAAAUUCACCUUUGGCCUUGAUUGGAUACCCAAAAAGCUCGAUGUUUCUAUAGACAUGCCAGACUUCCUAGAUAUCAACCACCUUCGGGCCAGGGGACUCCAGCCAGGAGAAGAGGAACUUCCAGACAUUGCUCCUCCCAUUAUCAUUCCUGAUGACCCAAAAGAUCGUAUGACAAACCAUUUCGUGGAGUCUCUAGAUAUUGAUGAGUCUUCAGUUAUGCAACUGGCAGAGAUGGGUUUUCCUUUGGAAGCGUGUCGGAAAGCUGUGUACUACACAGGCAACCUGGGUGCUGAAGUCGCUUUCAACUGGAUCAUUGCACACAUGGAAGAACCAGACUUUGCUGAGCCAUUGGUCAUACCUGCAUUUGGAGAAGUUGCUUCCAGUGGAGCAGCUGUGUUUGGAGCUGUUGGGCUAGAUAACCAACCUCCCGAAGAGAUGGUUGCAAUUAUCAUUUCCAUGGGCUUCCAAAGGAAUCUAGCAAUUCAAGCGCUGAAGGCAACAAACAAUAAUUUGGAGCGUGCACUGGAAUGGAUCUUCAGCCACCCUGAACUCGAGGAAGAAAGUGAGCCUGCUUUGGACAUGAUGGAUAUGGAGAACAAUGCUAAUGCCAAUAUCCUUGCAGAGACAGGGUCGGAGGGACCCAGGAUCAAAGAUGGGUCUGGAAGAUAUGAGCUGUUUGGGUUCAUCAGCCACAUGGGAACAUCCACAAUGAGUGGCCACUAUGUUUGUCAUCUCAAAAAAGAAGGAAGAUGGGUGAUCUACAAUGACCUUAGAGUCUGUGCCUCAGAACGACCUCCCAAAGACCUGGGCUACAUUUAUUUUUACCACAGGAUACCAAGUUAGGCCUCAAAUCUAUUACCUGGCCUUAAGAAGCCAUAAGCCUUUUUAACCUGCCCAAAAAAGUGUACAAUAAAAAAGAAAAUCUAAAACCAACAAAAGACCCCUAAUCCUUGGACUGCCAAAAAGCAAAGGAAAACAUGGGAUAUUUAUAGUUUAUUUAAAAACAGUCAUUUGAUGCCGCCUUAAGUGUUAGAGGGAAAAUUUCUAUUAGGUGAUGUAUAGUAUGUUGUUUUAAAUUUAUACACCUUAAAGGGUACCUUAAGACCAUGCAGAUUACUGGUGGAGUUUGCAGCUAGUAAAUGGAGAAGAUGGAAUUUUCAGAGUUGAACAAAAAUAGCCCAGUUCAGCCCACCUCCUGCCUGUUCUGUACAUGCAUGUGUUGAAGACCACAAAGAAAUAUUUGCAUCUUUGGUAACUGGGAACCAGUGUUUUCAACCAGACUCCAGACCGCUUAGGAGAAAUCAUAUUGCAUAUAAAGUUGGAGGAAGGGGGUAUGUGAGUGUUCUUCAAAGCAGAAUGUCUUAUUUGAGAGAUGAUUUUUGGUACAGUGAGAAAAGUCAACUAAAGUUAUAUCUGUUGGAAUUCAGUUUUAUAGUAUUUUGGUUUGCCUUUUUGAUGUGUAAACCUAAGAAACUAAUGGAGAUGGAAGCAAUCUCCUGUCAGUGCCCUGUAUAUUUUCUGCCAAAGAGAAAUAGUAGAUUUUAUUUUUGCAGACAUAGGUUUUUUCAUAUUCUCUUGGAUGUUUGUUUUGCAAGUUCUUCCAACAGAUUCAGGAUUACAGAUGGCUAAAAGAAUCAGACUUUCUGACUAUAAAAUUAAAUGCAUACCCUCAGGAAGGGCAAGGCUAUUAUUUAAAUUUUAUUUUCUUAUGAAGGAGGUAAAGAAGGGGUAAUGUCCCAUUAUAUUUAUUUCAGGGAAAUUUGCAUCUAGACCACUCACAUUCCAGCUGAAAUCAACUCCCUGACAAAGUACUCACAGUGCAAUUGUGCUUUCUGCCAAAGAUUGCUUAUUUAGUUCCAUCCAUGAGUGAGGGAAAUUGCUUAGUAAAAUAGCUGAUUUAUUGAUUUGCCCCUCUCUCCUCCCUCCCUUUAAAAAAAAAAAAAUCCAAAACCCCAAAAAAUCAAUAACAAAAACCAAACAACAAAGGAAAACCCCACUUUGAAAUGAUGUUUCAGCUUUCUUAAAACUUGCAAACACACCAAUAAUCUGAUUGCUUCAACAGACACCUUCUAAAAGGGGUUUUAUAUAUCUGGCAGGGAUGAAGGGGUGGGUAGGUAGGGGCUGGCCUUUCCUGUUUUGUUUUGUUUUCUUUGGGUUGUUAUUUCACUUUGUAUCACAGACAAGAAUUUAUAUGUGGGUUUUUAAAUUGUAUUUGAAAACACUAAUUCUAGAAAAAAUACAAUGGUGAGUGCAAAACCUUUCAUGAUUCCAAAAAACCCCCAAAGGCUUACAGUGUUGGCCACUGCUUAGAGACUGUUGCUGGAGUUGCCUCAUAUAAUCUUACUGAGCCCUCAAAAUAAAUUGGAACAGUCAAAAAAAAAAAAAAAAUCCUCCUUACAGAGAGAGAGAGAGAGGCAGGGAGGUGUAAUUACAUUUUCUCUGCAGUCAGUGUCUGCAAGUUUAAUAGCAAAAUUCAGGCAGCUACACACUACAGAAGAGAGCCCAAAUUAAAAAUCUGGUUAUGAGCAGGGCAUUUUUUCCAGCAUUUGGGGAAAAAUAGUUCUCCCUCUGGUCAUAUAGCCUCAUGCAGAGCCAAAAAAACACUGCUGAUUUUUUUAAAUCAAUUUUUUGAUCUUAAAAGAUUAUGAGAGAAAUUCUAGUGCAAUAAUUCUGUAGAGUGUAAAUGGUGCCUAAUUGCUGGGAAAGCUUCUGGCAUUUAGUGCCCUUAUUGACACAAAAGAACGGUGGCGUCCUAGCACAAUAGUAAGUGGCUCCUGUGAGAUUCAGCUGCCUUGUAAUUACUGAGCCACCAGUUCUGGACAAAAUAAAAGCUGCCAGAAAUUUUUUUCCUUCUUCCAGGUUUUGAGUAUUUGUGUAUUUCACCAGAAAAUGCCAGAUUUGACAAUGGGAUCAGCAAAUUAUGCAGUGAUACAUCUUCUAUAUAAAGUGAAAGAACAAAACUUCCAUAUAUCUAUGUCUGUGGUUUUUCAUUCUGGCAGUAGAAAACGGACAAAAGGCCUCUUUUUUUCUCUUUUUUUCUCUUUUUUCUCCCCUCUCUCCCCUCUCUCCCCUCUCUCUCCUCUCUUUUCUUUUUUCUCUUUUCUUUUUUCUCUUUUCUUUUUUCUCUUUUCUUUUUUCCUUAUGCACAGUUAUAUUCCAAGGAAGUUCAGCACAACAGCUUCACUCUUGCCUCAUGAACUUAAAGGGCUAUUUAUAGACUAACAGGAUCUGGUGGCCACUACCUUUUUAUUUAGAAACCUUGGGUAAAUGAAGGCCAAUAGAUUAGUUCACAUGUUCAUUAUUAAACUGGAAACAUGGCUGGUCUCAUAGGAUUAAGGAUGGAGCUUGGACUCUUGCAAACCAUUUGUCUGGUACAUCCCAAAACUGGAAUAGCUGUGGGACUGAUUGAUCUCAGUUAAUAGGAGGCACACUUGAUAAACUGGAAAUGGUAAAUGAAAGGUGGGAGCCAUUUGCUGGCUGUGAUAGAUGAACUGUAGCACCUCAGCUUCUGAAAUUCUUUUCAGUUCAUCACUCUUGUGUACUGCCUGCCUAAACUACCAAGUGGGUCAGAAGUGCAGAGAGCAGUUUAGGUGAAAGGCUUAUGGAUCUUCUAAAAUUUAGGGCUUGAAAAUGUGUUAAAAGUUCUUCAGCUGUUUGAGGAACUACUUUAGUAUUUCCCAAAGUAGUGGCUUCCCUCCUUUUUCAAAUGGCCAGUUAAGUCAUUUCACUUUUGCAAUGGGUUAUGUGUGAAGAACAUCAUGAAUCUGCAGGAGCAGGAUGUAAAUUCCUGACUCUUCAGCCUAAUGUGGGGGAGAGGACUUUGGUUUUUUAAACUUCAGCAUUCAGAAGCCACACUCAAACAGACUGUACUGAAUAGAUGACUAAUUUAUCAAGCUUUGCCUGCUAAAAUUUGUAUGCAAUUAAUUGUGCUGGCCCAGGCCUCAGUGCACAACCUGGGCAAGUGGCUGAUGGGGAAACUCCAUGUGUCUGGGUACUGUAAUAGCUGUUAGGGGGUUAGGUGUGCUGAGAGGUUCUUGACAAAAAAGGAUGGAGGAAGAAAAAUCGCUGUGAGCUCUUUGAGACAAUCUAACCUGAAAAUUAUGGCAAGCCAGGAGCUGGCAGCAAAUAAUAAUGCUCUUAUUUCUCUGACUGAUUUUUACUUUUUCAUGUGAUACAUCCAGGUUAGGAGAGUGGAAGGAAGAAAAACUCAACAACUUUUCCUUGUUUUCCUUUUCUCCUCUCAUUCCUAGCAGCGUGCUGGAUCCAGUAGACCCCUCAUUCUGAGUCACAGUUUCCAGUCUCCAAAACACAUGUAGGCACAAACUCCUAUUUAAUCUUCCUAGCUAAAAUAUAAUUAGGAUAAAAAUUUAAUUUAUUCAAAGCUGUGGUUUAAAAACAAGUCUAGAUGUUUCUGGACUACUAUCACUUGUAAUUCUACUGGGUUCAGUGGCAUUACUUCUGACUUACUUUGGUGUAACUGAAACCAGCAUUAGUCCAGUUUCUUUGAUUCAGACAGCCUCCACUGGGUUGUAGAGUACAUUCUGAAUACAGCUGCAACCAGAGCUCAUUAGAUUGCUUUAGAACUAUCUCCAAUUCAUUCCUGUUGUUCUCCAUCCUGGCAGCAGCCAUUUUUAUCAUCUUUGCUAUUUUCAUGCAAUGACAGACUAUGCAAAAUAUGUAACUGGACUUAACUUUUUAUUCUUUUCCCAUCGCCUUUCCUAUCUGAAUGGCUGAGGUCAGUUUCUGAUUUCUAUUCACUCCUCAGUGAUUUUACUGUUGUAUCCUGGAAGUGUCUGUACUGGUUUACUUUGCACCAGAGUUGUUUGCUUGAAGCACUGUUAACAGUUUGGAGAGUAUUUGUCUGAGAUCAGAAAGGUUGUGAAAGACAUUGUUGCAACUGUUUUAAAUUAAAAAGAAAUAUUCUCACA
Messenger RNA from Aquila chrysaetos chrysaetos, 6813 nucleotides. RefSeq names its product ubiquitin specific peptidase 13 (gene USP13). The record is from RefSeq and is a predicted model, not a curated record. Gene Ontology annotation, molecular function: zinc ion binding; protein binding; cysteine-type deubiquitinase activity. Bases 143 to 2728 code for a protein of 861 amino acids. Gene Ontology annotation, biological process: protein deubiquitination. The transcript has 21 exons. NCBI's taxonomy places the organism in Eukaryota, Metazoa, Chordata, Aves, Accipitriformes, Accipitridae.